This is a messenger RNA of Pseudoliparis swirei, 5340 nucleotides long. It is a transcript of the gene syt1a, whose product is annotated as synaptotagmin Ia. The record is from RefSeq and is a predicted model, not a curated record. Gene Ontology annotation, cellular component: axon; dense core granule; synaptic vesicle membrane. Lineage: Eukaryota; Metazoa; Chordata; Actinopteri; Perciformes; Liparidae. Gene Ontology annotation, molecular function: phosphatidylserine binding; syntaxin binding; clathrin binding. Gene Ontology annotation, biological process: regulation of calcium ion-dependent exocytosis; cellular response to calcium ion; calcium ion-regulated exocytosis of neurotransmitter. Bases 251 to 1510 code for a protein of 419 amino acids. The transcript is spliced from 11 exons.
CUCAAGACUCCCUUCUCCUACUCCAGAUGAGCGCGCCUCCUCGUCAGGGCGAGCAGAUUUGGAGCUGAAGGUGUUCUCUCGUUGCCAGAGAACUGCCAGUUUGGAUAGGAAAACAAGAAAGGAAGAAACCCCUCUCGCUGAAGAUAAUAUCCGAGUGGCUGCCGGUGAGAGCGGAGGAAGCAUUUAAAGAGACACUGCAGCAGGCGUUGUACAGCUAAAGCAUCUGCCUGGCCGCCCAAGCGUCGUCACGAUGACCGAGAGUCGAAGGGAAGCGUUGGCGGCGGCGGCGGCCGAGCCCACCACCACCUUCUCCUCCACGGCCGGCUCCAACACCACCAACGUGGCCGGCACGGGCGCCGGAGAGAAGGACGAGGCCUUCUCCAAGCUGAAGGACAAGUUCAUGAACGAGCUGAACAAAAUACCGUUGCCGUCAUGGGCCGUCGGCUCCAUCGCCUUCGUGGCCAUCAUCCUGGUGUUGGCGUGCUGCUUCUGCGUCUGCAAAAAAUGGAUAUUCAAGAAGAAAAACAAAAAGAAGGGCAAAGACAAGGGCAAAAACGCCAUCAACAUGAUGGACGUCCAGGACGGAGCCAAGACCGAGGAUGAGGAGGAUGCGGAGACAGGGCUGACUGAAAUGGAGAAAGAGGAAGAGCCCAAGGAGGACCAGAAACUGGGCAAAUUACAAUACUCCCUGGAUUACAAUUUCACCGAGAAUACGCUCAUGGUUGGGAUCAUCCAGGCCGCAGAGCUGCCGGCUAUGGACAUGGGUGGCACGUCCGACCCAUACGUGAAGGUCUACCUGCUGCCUGACAAGAAGAAGAAGUUUGAGACCAAGGUCCACAGGAAGACCCUCAAUCCCGUCUUCAAUGAGCAGUUCAUUUUCAAGGUUCCCUACGUGGAGCUCGGUGGGAAGACACUGAUAAUGACGGUGUACGACUUCGACCGCUUCUCCAAACACGACGCCAUCGGCGACAUCAAGGUGCCCAUGAACAAGGUGGACUUCAGCCACGUGACGGAGGAGUGGCGGGAUCUGCUGAGCGCUGAGAAGGAGGAGCAAGAGAAGCUGGGCGAUAUCUGCUUCUCUCUGAGAUACGUUCCCACCGCCGGCAAGUUGACCGUGGUCAUCCUCGAGGCCAAAAACCUGAAGAAAAUGGACGUGGGAGGCUUGUCAGAUCCGUAUGCGAAGAUCCACCUGAUGCAAAACGGCAAGAGGCUGAAGAAGAAGAAGACGACAAUCAAGAAGAACACCCUCAACCCGUACUACAACGAGUCCUUUAGCUUUGAAGUCCCUUUUGAACAAAUCCAGAAAGUGCAAGUUGUUAUAACUGUUCUGGACUAUGACAAGAUUGGCAAGAACGAUGCUAUCGGCAAGGUGUUUGUGGGCCUCAACAGCUCGGGGACGGAGCUCCGCCACUGGUCCGACAUGCUGGCCAACCCCAGAAGACCCAUCGCCCAGUGGCAUGUGCUGAAGCCGGAGGAAGAGGUGGACUCUCAGCUCUCCACCAAGAAAUAGGCAGGGCCCUUUCAGCACCUGCCUUGUAGUACUCUUUAGCCAGUUUGUGUAAAUACCUCAGUGAUAUAUGGGUCCAUCCAUGUUCCCCUUACCUCUCCCCCUCCCCUCUCUUUACCCGGCCUCUCAGUCUCACUCGGCUUCACCGCUCCUAAUAUCACAAACAAUCCUAAUUGUUUAAACUUCCCGCGAUCUCUAUACCCUUCUACUUUUCCCCCCCUAUCAAAUUCUCUACUUCUUGCUUUCUCUUUUCUUUUCUUUUCUUCUUGGUUCCUCUCUGAUUCAGUAGUUGGGGUUUUCCAUCUCUGUGCCCUUCAACGCCCCAACCAAAUGCCCCCUUAUUUUAAGCAAUAUGAUCUGUAUAGAUAGCGCAUGACUGAAAGAGUUUAUUGUACCACAGUUGUAUAUAUAAGUAUGCAGGCAAAAAUUAUUUCUAGUUUAUGUGUUUGUAUGUUGUUACCCGUUUCCUAAUCUGUGUAUAUCUUGAUGUUUUUAUUAAGAUGUUCUAUUUUAAAUGAUGUAAAUGCAGAUAUAGAGGAAAGCCAAUAUUAUAUAUCCCAGGAUUAAAAAUUCUACCUUAUUACCUUAUUGCAUUCCAGAAAAAAAGGAGAAUUCCAACCUGCAAGACACUAUUGGAAAUAUAUUCACAUUAUAAAGGACAAUAUCUGGCUUCAAGUUUAGCAAAGUAUCAUCACGGAAAAGAUAGAUGAAUAUACACUCCAAACUCCAAAAUACAAGGCUAUUAACUACUAUGAUUCUGAGGGGGGAAAUGAUGCUUCUGGAAAUUAUACAAGCACAUGAUUUCUUACAAUGUUUUGUACUUAUUUCUCAAUCAGAGGACCUAUAUGUUUAGCACAGUUAGCAGAAACAAUAGUUAAUGCAAACCACUUCGCAUUUAUUUUAUCCUUAUUUGGCAGAAUAAGUGAAACAGGUCCUCGUUUUAUAGGCCAUUGUUCACUUAAACCGGCUUGUUUUCUUUUUGCAAAAAAGAGAAAAUACUGCCUCCAAAUAAAGACUUAUUUCUUAACCUUUAAAAAAUCCAACCCCAUGUGAAAAAAGCACCAAGCUGUAGCCAUUGUGUCCUUAAAGCUCGUUUAACAAUAUAUUUUGUUGACUGUUUACUUUGAACAGCCUUGUCGUUGUUGGAAGUACAGCGCAUUUAGGCCGGGGUCCGAUCUUCGAGAGGAAGUGAGGAAGAAGAAAAAAGAGUUGGGACUCUGGUUUUCAGAAGACUAUUUUUUAGAGCAAUUCAACGUCUUGACUAUUUUUCGUAAACUGCAUGAUUUUUUUUACAAUCUUUACUAAAGGCUGGGACCAGGGGGAGAUCUACUGACACCAGGGGCUGUCUCUUCUGAUACAAUCCCCUUGCCUUCAAUCAGAGGAGAGGAAAGAAAAACACAGAGUAAUGUCUAAACGUUGGGUCGAUGUAUAUCAUUAUACUGACCGAGUUCUAAACACUGCCAUUUUCAGAGGUGACUUAUAUAAAGAGCCUCUCUUCAUGCACACUCCCACUUGCUCGUGGUUGUAGCUUUGGUUUAUCGGGAACGAUGUCUUUGGCUGCAAUGGUGCCCUGAAUCGCAGUCUUUGCUUUGAGUUGCCUUCUCACAGUGACAAUAGAGCUAGCCAUGUUUUACUGCCAAUUGUAACUGUUAUGUGGCUGCUGUUUUGCACUGGAUGUAUUUGAAGUAGCUUGUUGACGACUUUUAAAAACAAUUGUUGGGAUAAUUGUUGAGCUGGCUUUAUUUCAGGACACCCGCCAGGGGGAGCCAGAAAACGAAAAAGAAAAGAAAGCAAUGAUGACAAACCACGUUUUCAGUUUAGUUUUCUCGUUGGCGCGAGGCGACACCGAGAGAUCGCGAAAUAACCGUAAAGUUAAUGGUCUGCGUAGACUCCAUCGUGUCCUUUACUUCGGGUCCAAUUAGCAAAGGAACGAGUUUGAAUCCAUGAAAACCAUGAAGUCUCUUAUCUUGGAGGAACCUCUUGCAUAUACUCGAUGCUUUAGCUACAGGAGGACUUUCUAAAUGUUUUCAAUGUUAUUGUGUAGUUGAUAGCACUAUUAUAAAAAAAGCUACUUGUCAUUCCAUAGGAGUCUCUGAGGACUGCUUUGUGUAUCACUGUGACUGCCGUGUGUGCUUAAAGAUGUAGAGUUAUCAGUAGCUAGCGAAACCAGUCGGUUCUGUUGUGAUGUCGUAGCGUUGACUGCCAUUUUCCCUUCUACACGCAGAGAGAGAGAAAGAAAAGGCGGAAAGAAAAGGCAGAAAGACAUUUUAUCUGGGCGCGAGUGGGUCGUUUCACACAGCAUUUUGUUGAGCACUGUGCAAUACUUGUAUGUUCAUUCCCGAGUGUUAACGUGGAUGGUGUUGCCCGAGGAGAAAAAAAAAGAUUCUAACCCUUGUGGACCACUCCCGUCCAGAGAGAUGUUCCUCCUUUCCAGUGAAAUGGUUUGGACACAGCACACGUAGGUACAGCUGACAGGUUGGAGAAACCUUUCGACCUCUGUUUAGGGUUCCCUCCCCUUUUUCGCAGGUUCUUCUUUUUUUCUUCUUUUUCUUGCACACAGGUCCAGCAUCAGAAGUUUCAGGGAGUAUUAGUUAAAUACCAAACAAGGCUCUACAUUUAAAUAUCCCCUGUGUAUAUAUUUAGAUAUUUGUGUCAAGAAAUGUAUAUCUAGAAUAAAUAUAAAGUAUCAAAAUAUCAUUUGAUCCAUCCAUCGUCCAUAUACUAUAUCUCAUCGUCAUAAUUUUCAUUUUCAUAACGGACUUUUUUUUUUCAUUUGUUAACUGCCCUAUUGAUUCAAAAUCCUCUUUUAUAUUUGAGAUGAAAACUCUGAAUGUACAGUAUGGACUGUGUUGUUGUCGAUUACUUUCAACGUGAGAUUAGGUGUUCUUUGCACAUUUGUUGGAAACAAAAUGUCCCUUUGUUUAUAUUUUUUCAACUAGUGGGAAUUUAUUUCACAACCUUUUGGGGUCAAAUCCCUCCUGACUGAUUGCAUUCCAAAAUCACUGAAUAUACUUUAAGACAGCUGCACUCCCAGCCCCUCUUCAAGCGGGGGAUGAUUUUAAUUUGACAUGUUUUACAUUUGUGAAUUCCAGUACAGCUUCAGAUUUAAAUGAAAACAAUGGAUUAAAGUACAAGGUAAAGGCUUUAUUAAAAAAAAUAGCCUUAGCAAUUUGAUAUUUACUAUCCGAUCAAAGCUGAAAGAAAAUCUGAAUUACAACAGAAAUGAAAUAUGUAUCGGGGAAUUCAGUGACAGGCAGCAUUGCGGAACCCAUCGAAUUGUGAUGUGUGUGUGUGUGUGUGUUUGGAGGGGAACACACAAAGCCUUUUUACCUGCAACGCAAUGCUCCUCUUGUUGUGAUUUCCUACCAAAGUAUGCAUGCAUAAUCAAAGACCCAAAAUUCUCCUCUUGUAAAAACCAAGCUCUCUGUGUGACAAGGAACUAUAGAUUCCCUCCAGUGGCUCCGACAAAAGGCCACACUGACCUUUCAAAAACAAAAGCUGUGUAAAGUAUUAGAAUCUGAUGCUGUAGAAAGAUCCUAGUUGCCUUUGUGUACAUCAACUGCCUGCUUGAGUAUUUUGUGUGUGGACAUUUUUCUCUGUAAUCUCGUAGAACUGUUUGGGGUGUUUUUUCCUGCCAUAUCGCUCGCGGUGACGGCGAGCCGCCGACGGUUAUAUUUGCUGUGUAUACCUUCAUUUUUGACGAGGUGUUUUACAGUUUUGUUUCACUUUUGUGUAGUGAUUCACUCUGUGGAGUUUUCUGACUGUUGUUAUAUAACUUCAUAUACACAAAUGAUCAAUAAAAAUGUUUUAUUUCCUGUUGAUACAGAAGCCAA